This is a messenger RNA of Capronia epimyces CBS 606.96, 861 nucleotides long. RefSeq lists its product as uncharacterized. Gene Ontology annotation, cellular component: cytoplasm. Bases 1 to 861 code for a protein of 286 amino acids. Lineage: Eukaryota; Fungi; Ascomycota; Eurotiomycetes; Chaetothyriales; Herpotrichiellaceae. Gene Ontology annotation, molecular function: aldehyde-lyase activity. The transcript is spliced from 2 exons. The record is from RefSeq and is a predicted model, not a curated record.
AUGUACUCUACUGAAGGGCAGACGGCCAGCAGACCGGCAGCAGCUGGACUUGGGCUGCGAUCAUUCUCAGGUCUCCUGCAGGAGAAAGAGACGGUGAUCGGAGCGGCCGUGACGAUUGGAAACACGCUCUGCGCGCAGAUCACGGCGCGGGCGGGCUUUGACUGGGUGCUCAUCGACAUGGAACAUGCGCCGGUCUCUGCGCGGGAAGCGUCGAGCCUGGUGCAGGCGGUGGUGGCGGCAUCGGCUGGACAAUGUGUGCCCAUCAUCCGCGCUCCAUCGCACGGGGUCGAAUGGAUCAAGUGGGCGUUGGACUCGGGGGCCGCCGGGGUCAUCAUUCCCAUGGUGACGAGCGCGCGAGAAUGCGAGGACAUCAUCCAGCGAGCCGUCUAUCCGCCGCGAGGCCAGCGCAGCUUCGGGCCCUUCCUGGCACCCUACGCAGACAUCGACCCGGCGUCCGACGUGCCCAAGUAUCUGAGAGAGCGGGCGAAGGACCUGGCCAUCGUUCCCAUGAUCGAGUCCCUUCAGGGCGUGCAGAACGCCGAGGCCAUCUUGAAAGUCCCCGGCGUGACGGCUUGUUUCGUCGGGCCCUACGACCUCCGCCAAUCCAUGGGACUGCCCGGCGGCGAUGGCGAAGAGCCUGCCUACAUCGAGGCGUUGCAGACGAUUCUCGAGGCUGGCAAGAAACACCACGUCGUCAUUGGCACUGUGGCUGGCACCGAAGCCUCCUCCAGACGCAAGGUAGAGAUGGGCUUCAGGUUCUUGCUCACCGGCCAGGAGCCGAAUUUCCUCGCCGCCGGUGCCAGAUCAGCCUUUCAACAAUGCCAGCGAGGCGUGAGUUCUGCCAGGACCAGCAAUCUGUGA